CCGGCAGAGUGCAGUGCCGUUUGUUUUUACUUUCCGCGGCAAGGCUGACUAUUGGAUACAUGAAACAAUUAUCUUAUAUGAUUUAAAUUGUUGUACAAUGUUUGCGGAGGACCUACAAAGAGAAUUUUAUAAUGUAAUUCAAGGGAAACAAUGCUUAUUACUGGUGAAUUUUGACGUUGAUGCAAUUUGUGCCUGUAAAAUCUUACAAAAUCUCUUUAAAACCGAUAAUACACUGUAUACGCUUGUGCCAGUUCAGGGUGUUCAAGAUGUGAUAUGUGCAUACGAAGAAAAUUAUACAGAGGUGAAAAAUAUAAUUAUGAUUAAUUGUGGAGGAAGUGUAGAUAUAAUGAAUUUACUGCAACCACCAGAAGACACAAUAUUUUUUAUUCUUGACAGUCACAGACCAUAUCAUUUAUGCAAUAUUCAUAAUGAAGGACAGAUAAAAAUUCUUGGUAAACCAGAUAUAAAUGUACCUGAUUAUGAAGAUGUAUUUAGAGAUGAUUCGUCCGAUGAGGAGGAAGAUGAUGCUCAAGUAGAAGAGGAAAAUGAAUCAAGAGAUGUAAAAAGAAGAAGGUUAAAUGAGGAGGAUAUAAUUAAAAGACGUCAAAGACGAGAAUGGGAAGAAAAGAGAUCCGAUAUUAUUUUUGAGUACACUCAGUACAGUUAUUACAGCAAAUCGAGCGCUGUACUGAUGUUUGAAUUGGCCUGGAAAUUAUCAAAAGACAGUAUGGAUAUGGUAUGGUGGGCAAUUGUGGGUGCAACGGAACAGAUUAUACUUAAUAAGGUGGAGUCUGAAAAAAGUAUUUUAGAAGCAGGUAACUUGCAAGGUCAUAUUUCACGUUUAAACCAUAGACAAGGUAUUAAUACGGAGAAGCAGCAGCAAAUGGCAGUCAAGAUUACGUAUGAUAAAGACUUACAACUAGCACUUUAUCGUCACUGGACUGUUGAAGCGAGUUUACGACAUUCAUUGCCUACUGCAGUGGCGCUUCGAUUAUGGUCUCAUAGAGGCGAGAAACGUUUGAGAGAACUGUUAGCAGAAAUGGGUUUACCAUUAGUUCAAUCUCGGCAGCGGUUUGCCGCAAUGGAUCUUGAUCUUAGACAAGGUUUUAGGCAAAUGGUGGAAAAGUUGGCUGGUAAAUACAAUGUUGACAGUAUCGUUGGAGCCAGUUUUACGUUGCAAUAUGGUUAUAAGUUUAAAUAUUGCGCUUCUGAUGUGGUAUAUGCAAUGUUAGCUCUUCUUGAGUCAUCGUCAAAAGAAAGAUUGCCACAACAUUGCUUUCUAGAUUCACUGGAUUGUCUUUCCCGAAUGAAGAAGGAUGUUUUGGAGAUGGGUCUAGACAGAGCAAAAUUAAUGCUUACCAAUAUUUUCAAAACAGUACAGGGAAUUUUAGAGAUGAAACAAGUUAUGAAUGCUGGUCCAUUCUUAUACGUUGUUGUCCCAGAUGGAACUUUGGAUAGUCAUCUAUUUAGACAUCCUCACUCAUUACUUAUGUUGGCUCAAUUUAUUUUGAAAGCAUUUGUCAAUUCAUCCAAGAACAGGCGAUUGCGAGGUUUGCCACUCGUUGCAUCUGCUUCUUACGAUAUAGAAGAAGGCACUUGCCUCGCUAUUGGAGUCCCUCCUGUUUGUGAAGAACAACCAAGAAGUCUGUUUGGUCGAGCGUUUGAAAGAGCUGCAAAGAACACAAACUCAACAAUUGAACCUGACUACUUUGACACUACAAUAAUAAGACUGAAAACCCAAGAACGACCAAAAUUUUUCGAUGCCUUGGCAGCUCUUCUCAUUCAAUGACUGAGGGUAAGAAAGUGGAUAUGGUAUGGUGAAUAACAAAUAUAACAGGAAAAGAAUUUUAACAUUCAACUUUCCUUUUUAAAUUAUUAACUAGAAGAUAUUAAUUACAAACGUAGAUCACAAAACUGGUAACAAUGUUGAGAUUCAUUGUCAAAGAAUCGGAUUUAAUUUUGUUACAUUUGACAAACGAUCAAUUUUAGGAUAAUUUUGUAUAUAUUUGAAUGUUGUAUUUAAAUUUUAGACCUGCGACGUCUUAGAUUUAAUUGUAUUUUAUAUUUCAUGCAUUUAAAUCAUGUAUAAAUGUGGUUAAUUUCUAAUGUUGACACGAUUCGUUUGAAUCCGGGAAAAUUACAUGAACGGGUUAUGUACAUUUUUGCAAACUGAGGAUAUAUCGAAGCAGAAAUUACAAAUGUAUUGUUUAGUAGGUUUAUGAAGGGAGUAGUGUCUGCGCUAUUCACUGAACAGUAAUGCAUAAUUGAUCAACAAAGUUUUAGUAACAAAAUGACUGUUUUGUAGUAGCGUCAUUUUCGUAUUAUCUUCAUCACAAUGAUAUAAUAAACGCCUACAGAUGUUCAUACUUUAUGUAUGACUGAUUCUUAAAUAAUUGAAUGGAAAAAACUGAAAACUUUCUAAAAUAAUAUAACAGGCUUUACAUUUAACAAUGUUCAGUGAUAAUUGUAAAUACUAAUAUCUAAUUUUAAUAGUGAUAGCGAAGUCAGAACGUAUGCGAUUAUAGGUUUAUAUUUGUCCGAGGUACGGUAAUUGCGUUGUAAGGUGGUUAGAGAAAUAGAAACGCUCGACAAUAAAUCCGUCUUACGAAUGAA
Messenger RNA from Orussus abietinus, 2613 nucleotides. It is a transcript of the gene Cdc45, whose product is annotated as cell division control protein 45 homolog. The coding region runs from base 98 to 1789 and encodes 563 amino acids. Gene Ontology annotation, molecular function: chromatin binding; DNA replication origin binding; single-stranded DNA binding. Gene Ontology annotation, cellular component: DNA replication preinitiation complex. Gene Ontology annotation, biological process: mitotic DNA replication preinitiation complex assembly; double-strand break repair via break-induced replication; DNA replication initiation. The record is from RefSeq and is a predicted model, not a curated record. The transcript has 9 exons. Lineage: Eukaryota; Metazoa; Arthropoda; Insecta; Hymenoptera; Orussidae.